CGACGUGUAUAUAAGUGUCCAGGGACCUGUUCUCUACAUCAGAUUUUCUCACACCAGACAACUUGCAGUCCACGUGAGAUCCACAUCUACCUACAACAAUCAUGAGGGAAUGUAUCUCCAUCCACGUCGGCCAGGCCGGAGUCCAGAUGGGCAAUGCAUGCUGGGAGUUGUACUGUCUGGAGCACGGCAUCCAGCCCGACGGUCAGAUGCCCUCAGACAAGACAAUCGGGGGUGGGGACGACUCCUUCAACACCUUCUUCAGCGAGACCGGGGCUGGGAAACACGUCCCGAGAGCCAUCUUUGUUGACCUCGAACCAACUGUUGUUGAUGAGGUUCGUACCGGCACCUACCGACAACUGUUCCACCCAGAGCAGCUCAUCACCGGCAAGGAGGACGCCGCCAACAACUACGCCCGUGGCCACUACACCGUCGGAAAAGAGAUCGUCGACCUCGUCCUUGACCGCACCAGGAAGUUGGCAGACCAGUGCACUGGACUCCAGGGCUUCCUCAUCUUCCACAGCUUCGGUGGUGGCACUGGAUCCGGAUUCACCUCUCUCUUGAUGGAGAGACUGUCUGUUGACUACGGCAAGAAGUCCAAGUUGGAGUUCGCUGUCUACCCCGCUCCCCAGAUCUCUACUGCCGUAGUGGAGCCCUACAACUCCAUCCUCACAACCCACACCACCCUGGAACAUUCCGACUGUGCCUUCAUGGUCGACAACGAGGCAAUCUACGACAUCUGCAGACGUAACCUCGAUAUCGAACGUCCUACCUACACUAACCUCAACCGUCUCAUUGGUCAGAUUGUCAGCUCCAUCACUGCCUCUCUCCGUUUUGAUGGUGCCCUGAACGUGGAUCUGACAGAGUUCCAGACCAACCUGGUGCCCUACCCACGUAUCCACUUCCCUCUGGCUACCUAUGCUCCUGUCAUCUCCGCCGAGAAGGCCUACCACGAGCAGCUGUCUGUGGCCGAGAUCACUAACGCUUGCUUUGAGCCCGCCAACCAGAUGGUCAAAUGUGAUCCCCGUCACGGCAAGUACAUGGCCUGUUGCAUGUUGUACCGUGGUGAUGUCGUCCCUAAGGACGUCAACGCCGCCAUCGCCACCAUCAAGACCAAGAGAACCAUCCAGUUUGUCGACUGGUGUCCCACUGGCUUCAAAGUUGGUAUCAACUACCAGCCACCAACUGUUGUCCCCGGCGGUGACUUGGCCAAGGUCCAGAGAGCUGUCUGUAUGUUAAGCAACACCACGGCCAUAGCCGAGGCCUGGGCUCGUCUUGACCACAAGUUCGAUCUGAUGUACGCCAAGCGUGCCUUCGUCCACUGGUACGUGGGUGAGGGUAUGGAGGAGGGAGAGUUCUCCGAGGCCCGUGAGGACUUGGCCGCCCUGGAGAAGGACUACGAGGAGGUUGGAGUCGACUCUGUUGAGGGCGAGGGAGAGGAAGAGGGAGAGGAGUAUUAGUGCUACCCCAGUUGACACUGAAAUGUUCCCCGAAUGGAACGACCGAAUAAAAAAGCUCAGAAACAAAUGUUUUGUUUUUGUUUUUGCAUCAUAUUGUAUUUACUUGCUUUCUUGAGUAUUCGAAGACCACAAGGAAAAUAAAGGAUUUUCGUUAUUUUGAAGAAGGCUGAAAGAGA
Molecule: messenger RNA, 1633 nt
Organism: Haliotis rufescens (red abalone)
Lineage: Eukaryota; Metazoa; Mollusca; Gastropoda; Lepetellida; Haliotidae
Product: tubulin alpha-1A chain-like
Exons: 3
Coding region: 102-1457 (451 amino acids)
Biological process (GO): microtubule cytoskeleton organization; mitotic cell cycle
Cellular component (GO): cytoplasm; microtubule
Molecular function (GO): structural constituent of cytoskeleton; GTP binding
Source: RefSeq, a predicted model, not a curated record